Lodderomyces oxycetoniae is the source of this 1569-nucleotide messenger RNA. RefSeq lists its product as uncharacterized. Gene Ontology annotation, cellular component: peroxisomal membrane. The coding region runs from base 1 to 1569 and encodes 522 amino acids. The record is from RefSeq and is a predicted model, not a curated record. The transcript has a single exon. NCBI's taxonomy places the organism in Eukaryota, Fungi, Ascomycota, Pichiomycetes, Serinales, Debaryomycetaceae. Gene Ontology annotation, biological process: peroxisome fission.
AUGAAUGAUAUUGAUUCUUCAUCUUCAAAUCAAAUACCUAUAGUGAACACACAAUAUUAUAAUCGACGGAAUUCUUAUAUAUCACAAGGCCUGCUGCUGCUGCUGCUGCUACUACACACACAACCACAGCGUGCAAGUAGUAUAAAUUAUCCUCACCUGCUCCAAAAUCGACAUUUGAGACAAUCUCCAUUAUAUCCAUCGGCUAAAUUAUAUACUCAACCACAACAAAUUUUCAAUUCCGAGUGGUUAGAAGAAGGAGAGUCGCCUAUCAAUUCACCAACCAAAAAUUCACAUUUAAUAGAAAAGGAGCAGUCGCUGUCCAAAAUGUCUGCUACUGCUACUGCUACUGCUACAACUUCCGCUACAACAACUACUACUAAUACAAACAAAUAUGAUACCCCAUUAAAGAAUAAUGCUCAAGCUGCUGCUGGGUUUAGUUAUAUAACCCCGCUAUCCGACAAAACUGAACAUAACCACCACAACCACCACAACCACAACCACCUGGUCCACCAUCACCUGCUCCAGCAUAUAGGUGCAACUACUCAAUCGAUAUCGUUACCUUCACCAGUACCUAUAAAAUCGAUAAGAAUCAGUAAUUGGAAAAUAUUUUGGUUAAUGUUGAACGAUAUUGUUGGUAAGGACAAAUUCGCCAAGAUUGCACAGUACGGGUUGAGAUUGUUGAUACAUCAUGCUGGGCAGUCUCAAACGUAUUUGUCAGACGACAAGGUGAAUAUCAAGACUAUACGUUUGAGAUAUAAUGACUCGGCAAAGCAAUUGGAUUUGUUAAAGAAUUUUAUAAAGCAUCCUGCAGAUUUUGUUAAGAUUAUCAUUAUAUUAGUAUGCUCCAUUUUCAAAACUCGUUUAACUGGGAUGGUCAAUGGGUUGAGCAUGUACAGACAGUUUCUUAGAUUUGGUAAAACACCAUUUAGGAUGAGAGACUUGAUGGUGAAACUACAAAAAAACGUUUUGGUGAAGAACAAUACUUUACAAGUGAACAAGCACGCUUUGUUUAAUAGAAAAACACUAGGACAAUUGACCUCACUUUAUUAUGGAAUCAAUGACGAGUCUAUGCUUCUUUACAAACUCAAUUUUUUGACAAAUUCAACUUACAAGAGAUUUGCCCUGAGGCACGAAUCUUAUGCUUGGUACUGUGAAACUUGGCUUGCAUUAUAUAAUGCAUACGAGACUCUCAAUAGUCUUACACAACAAGAAAUGGACUUGAAAAUUCUGAUACAAGUGAAGAACAAAGCUAGAAUAUUGUCUAAGCAAUUACUUGGUAGUGGUGCACAGAUUCUUAGUAAUGGAAGUGGACAUGGCGAUAAUGGCACCUCGGCCGAGGACUAUAAACUACUCCUGGAUAUUCAAUUCAAAAAAAAUAAUGCUUGGUUGGACGUUUAUAAGAAUAUUUGUGACUUGGGAUUUAAUACUUAUACUGUUUUCCAAAUAGCUUUGCCUUUCCCUACUUGGCAAAUAUGGAUGGGUAUAUCAGCUAGUUUUUUGAGCUGCGUCAAGUUGUAUAGAGAAACCAAACAAAAGAUGCUUUUGGAUUUUGAAAAAGAACUGAACUAA